Phytophthora infestans T30-4 is the source of this 1266-nucleotide messenger RNA. RefSeq lists its product as uncharacterized. The record is from RefSeq and is a predicted model, not a curated record. The coding region runs from base 1 to 1266 and encodes 421 amino acids. The transcript has a single exon. NCBI's taxonomy places the organism in Eukaryota, Oomycota, Peronosporomycetes, Peronosporales, Peronosporaceae.
AUGAGCGUCCAGUCUACCAACGUGAUCCUGAUGCCCCCACUGCCAGACAUGGGCUCUUCCGCCUACUCCACAGCGCCCAGCAGCCCCGAGAUCGUUGCUGUCUCCAGUCGCAAUGGCAACAAGAAGCGUCGCCGUCUUUCGCCCAGUCGCGACGGCAAUGAGGAACUCAUCUGCGCGCUGACCGGCGAGAGUCCAGCGCCUCCGCGGCCUCGCGCAGCCAACGGAGCGCCGCUCAGUGCCACUCAUGAGAUCCGUCUGCUACGGUCUCAAGUUGCCGAAAUGGAGGAGGAACUCCGCGUGUUGAACAACAAGUGGGCGGCACAUCUCCCGGACCAACGCACGUUGGCCAUCGCCCAGCGCUCCGCCAGAGAGAAACACGGUGCGAUUCAGACCGAGACGGCGCACAAUGAGCUGCAGCAGAUGCUUCUGCAACAGCAGUUGCUGUUCGCCACCCUUCAGUCCGCAGUGUUGCGUGCGCCGCUGCAUUCCAGUGGACAGGCAAUGUUCGAGGCUCUCCACUUCGAUACGCACCUUGGACGCGAUGCCAGCGAGAGAGAGAAGCUGUUGCUGGCUCACAAUGACCGUUCGCUCGCGACGUUGCCGUCCAUCGUCCACAGGUUCGCACAGAUGGCCAUGGAUAAAGUCAUGGCUACGCAGGAUGAGCACGGCACCAAGCCGGUUAUGCCGCUGUCGCAGAUUGACAUUACCGGAUGCAAGGACUAUACGCUCAUCUCGAGCGUCUUUGUGUCGGAGAUCCCGCACACGUCGCUCGAGGAAGUCUACGCGGCCGUCCUGGCCUACUUUGACGGCAUCCCGACGUCCAUGAAGCGCCACUUUAACGUCAACGCCAAGCGCGUCCGACUCAACAGUGUCGACUCGCCUGUAGUGUACCGUCGCUCGACUUUUAACGGUGCGGGACUGCCAGCGAGCGUGAAUAAUGUGGUCUGUUCGGAGCUUACCCCGUCUCAUGGAAUGGUGCACAUCGACGCCAUUACGGAAGAUCCGUUGCAUCCGAUAAACAGAUCUACGCCGUCGCAGUUCGGCAUCUGUGGCCUUACCAUUACGCCUCGUAAAGACCUUGUGACCGGUAGAACGGUGUCGGUCACACUGCGCUGGAUGGUCGUGUACCACUACAACUUACUGCCGGACGACCCGGCCAUCAGAAACGACCUGGAAAUCAUUCGCCCUAUUCUAAAUGGCGACCUGAUCACAGCUACUGUGUGCGGGUACAUUCAGGAGCGACAGCAGAACUCGCGCACAAUGUAG